AUGAGUCAUCCGAUCGAAAUAAUUAUUCCUCGAGAUCCAAAUAUAAUAAUACCACCAAUGAUUUUACAAAAUGUUACAUCAAUGAAUUCUACUCCUCAUAAUCAAUUAUUUGAUUUACAUUAUUUGAAUAUUACAAGUUCUCUUUCGAUUUCAAUUCAUUUUGAAAUUCAACCUUUGAAUACAAGUCUUGCUUAUUUAUUUAUUUAUAAAUUUGAUCAAUUACCUCAGUUGAAUACUUCAAUCAAUAGUAUUGAUGGAUGGACUCUAUUUUGUCCUUUGAAUUUAACAAAUGAAACUUUGUAUAAAUAUUUUAUUAAUAAUCAACAAACAUCCGGUCAUCAAUCAAUUAUAUAUGGUUUACGCGAAUUAAAUUCAACAGAAAUGAUGAAUACAUGUUCGAAUACUUUAAUCAGUAGUCCCCCAAUAACUGAUCAACGAUUUAAUUUUACAUCGAAUUAUCAACUAAGAAUUUAUACAUCAGGUUGUUAUUAUCUUGAUAAAAAUAAUCAGUGGAAAUCAGAUGGAUUAACAGUUGGUCCUUUGACAAAUCAUUAUGAAACUCAAUGUUUUUCAACUCAUUUAACAAGUUUUGCUAGUGGUUUUGUUAUUUUACCUGAAUUAAUUAAUUGGAAUUACGUAUUUGCUAAUGCUGAUUUUAUGAAAAAUAAAACAAUUUAUUUAACUGUCAUUUGUGUAUCUGUAAUUUAUAUUAUUUUAAUCAUAUAUGCACGUUUUAAAGAUAAAAAAGAUUCGGAAAAAUUAGGAGUAACACCAUUACCUGAUAAUCAUCAAUCGGACCAAUAUCUUUAUCAAAUUAUUGUUUUUACUGGUCAACAACAAAAUGCUGGAACAAAUUCAAACGUUCAUUUUAUUGUAUAUGGCGAUAAUGAUGAAACACAUAUUCGUACGUUAGCUGAUUCUCAACGAAGAAUUUUACAACGUGGUGGAAUUGAUCCAUUUAUAAUGGCAGUUCCAAAAUCAUUAGGAUUAUUAAAUUAUGUUCGUAUAUGGUAUGAUAAUACAGGUCAAGGUUCAUCAUCAUCAUCAUGGUUUCUUAAAUAUAUAAUUAUUCGUGAUUUACAAACAAUGGAAAAAUUUUAUUUUAUUUCUCAAUGUUGGUUUGCAGUUGAAAAGGAUGAUGAAAAAAUUGAACGUAUUUUAUUUGUAGCUGGUGACGUUGAAAAACAACAAUUUUCAUAUAUAUUAUCAAAAAAGGCUUAUCAUAGUAUUUCCGAUGGUCAUUUAUGGUUUUCAAUAUUUUCUCGUCCACCAUCAAAUCAAUUUACACGUGUUCAACGAUGUACAUGUUGUUUUGUUUUAUUUUUUAUUUCAAUGUUUUUAAAUAUAAUGUACUAUGAUUUAUCAACAGAAGGUAAAACAAGUACAUAUAGUUUAUCGUUUGGUUCACUUUAUAUUACUCGUCAACAAGUAAUUAUUGGUAUAAUUGUUGAAUUAUUUGUAUUAAUUCCAAGUCUUUUAAUUGUUCAAUUAUUUCGACGUCUUCAAUCUCGUAAAAAACAGGUUUCACCAUUUUCAUUAUUAUUUCCUUGGUGGUGUAUAUUUAUUGCAUAUGGGCUUUGUAUAAUAUUAGUUGGUCUUUCAAUUAUUUUUAUAAUUGCUCGUGGAAUUGAAUUUGAUGAUGAUAAAACACAAAAAUGGUUAAUAUCAAUUCUAAGUGGAUUUUUUUCUUCAAUCAUUUUCACACAACCAUUAAAAAUAAUAGGUUUAACAAUAUGCUUUGCUUUUUGUUAUCAAAAUUCAUAUGAUGAUAAAGAAGCAAAUGAAUAUUUGGAUUACUAUGAAGAAUACCUUCAUUUGGUUAAGAAGAAAUCUCUAUUUACUUAUCGACACAGGUCAAUGAUAAAAGAAAUAUUGUUUUAUGUAUGUUUUAUAACAGUUCUUUAUAUUAUAAUUUAUUCAAAUCGUGAUUUAAAUUCAUUUCUUCAAGUUAAUCAUUCACGAAAAGUUUUCUUUAAUUCAAGACAAAUCAAUUGUGAUUAUACAAAAAUUACAACAAUAGAUGAUUAUUGGAAUUGGUUAGAAAAUAGUUUUGUUGGAAAUAUUCGUGCUCAACAAUGGUAUAAUAAUGAUCCACCUAGAAAUUUAAGUGGGUUUAUUAAUGAUAAAUCUAAUCGAUUAAUUAGCUGGGCAACUAUGAGACAAUUGCGUGUCAAAUCAACAUUGUGUCAAGUUCAAAAUGAAAUUACUUCAACAUGUCAAUAUGGUUAUAAUUUUUAUAAUGAAGAUAAAUAUUUCUAUGAACCAGGAUGGAAAAAUGAAAUAAUACAAAAUUAUAGUUCAGCAAUUUCUCAAUCAUUUCAAUAUUCAACAAGUGAAGAUUUAAAUAAAUAUGGUUAUAUUGGAGAACAUGAUGCUGGGCUGCGAUUCGAUCUAUUUUUCCUCUAA
Adineta steineri is the source of this 2406-nucleotide messenger RNA. The record is from the annotation of a GenBank genome assembly. Lineage: Eukaryota; Metazoa; Rotifera; Eurotatoria; Adinetida; Adinetidae.